GAAAGGUUAGUUAGGGAACACCGUACAAAGGGUAGAAAACGGCUUGGAAACACCGUCAUACCAUUUUUAGAAACCUCCCUCAAUUUUCUGAAUCUUACGUCCGAAUUCUGUUCUGUUUUUUCUUUCCUUUUAUAGCAACCAACCAACACCAUUUCUUUAACUCCUUCCUUUUACCCUUUCACUAUACUUUAGAGCUAAAAUGUCCCUUUUUUGUUCAAUUCUGUGAAACAACAUUCGUCACUUUCGAGGAUUUUAAGGUCGGUUGUUUAUUCAUUAAUCUUAUCAAAUUCAUUCCUAGGGUUCAUUUUUUCGGCUUUUCCCCAAUUUCAUUCUCAAAUUUUGAGCUUAAUUGUUUGCAUUACAUACAAUAGCUAUAAAUACAAUUCAUAAAUCUUCACACUUUCAUAAAUUGUUGUUUUCUUUUAACUUCCUUUGGAGCUAUGAUCUUCAACAUUCAGGUUUCAAGAAUUCUUGUGAACAAGGAAGCAAUGUCUUGUGAAAUUUUUUACGUAGAGGGACUCUAAUACGGCUAUAUUUUGAUUGGUUUUUAUCUCUAACUUAAGUAUGGAAUACCCUUUUUACCCUAAGGGAAGAGGAAUUGGGUAUUGGCAGUCUCCUGGAACUCAGUUGGAAGAAUCAAGAUCAUUAGAUGGUGGAAUCAGCAAUUUGGGGUCAGAGGAUAUGCCUAGCAGCUUCUCCGAGCUCAUGAACUUUGAUACUUAUGCUGGUUUGUGUUCUGGCCCAUCCAUGACUGAUCAGAUUAUGGCUAAUGAGCUUCCGUCUCUUGCCUCGGUAUUAUAUCAAUCGCCUGAUGAAUUCAAUCUAGUAGAACAAAACACUGGACAAUUCUAUAUGACAGGAGUCAGUGGAAAUUACAAUAACUCGGAAAGCUCCCCCAUUUUUGGGGAGAAAAUUGUGCGUCAACAGAUGGAUAGCCUACUUGAUUUAUUAGACAACAACAAUGAUGCAAAUAACUUAAGUUCUAAGCAAAAAAUUAACGACUCUUCACAGCAUGUUAAUACUUUUGACAUGGACAAUUGCAUAAUCUCCAAGCCACCUGAUUUGUCACUUGAUGAGAGAAUGCUGAAAGCCCUGUCCUUCUUUAAAGAAUCAGCUGGUGGGGGAAUAUUGGCACAAGUUUGGGUACCGAUAAAGCAUGGUGGUCAAGUUUACUUAAGCACUAGUGAGCAACCUUAUUUACUAGAUCAAAUGCUUGCAGGGUAUCGUGAAGUAUCAAGGACAUUUACAUUUUCUACAGAAGGAAAACCAGGUUUUUUACCAGGACUUCCUGGUCGUGUGUUUAUCUCCAAAGUUCCCGAGUGGACUUCCAAUGUUGGUUACUACAGUCCAAGUGAGUAUUUGAGGGUUGAGCAUGCAAGAAAUCAUGAUGUUCGUGGAUCAAUUGCGUUUCCCAUAUUUGAUCUGCACUCUGGACUGCCAUGUUGUGCUGUCUUGGAACUUGUCACUACGAAGGAAAAACUUGAUUUUGACAGAGAAUUGGAAAUUAUUUGUCGUUCACUUCAGCUUGUAAAUUUAAGGACUACGAUGCCUUUUCGGCUGCUUCCUGAGUGUCUUACGAAUAAUAAAAGAGCUGCUUUAACAGAGAUAGUUGAUGUGUUAAGAUCUGUGUGUCAUGCACAUAGAUUGCCACUGGCACUAACAUGGAUUCCCUGUUUUUACAAUGAGGGCACAAGAGAUGAAACUACUAGAAUACAAAUUAAAGAGGGUAAUUCAAGUUCUAGAGAAAAAAACAUACUGUGUAUUGAAGAAUCAGCUUGCUAUAUAACUGAUAGAGCGAUGGAAGGAUUCGUGCAUGCAUGCAUUGAACAUCCUCUUGAGGAAGGGAAAGGUGUAGCUGGGAAAGCACUUCAAUCAAACCAUCCUUUCUUCUAUUCUGAUGUGAAAACAUAUGAUAUUAGUGAGUAUCCGCUUGUUCAUCAUGCACGCAAGUUCAAUUUGAAUGCUGCAGUUGCAAUCAGGCUAAGGAGUACUUAUACUAAUAAUGAUGAUUACAUAUUGGAAUUCUUUCUGCCUAUCAAUAUGAAGGGGAGUUCAGAACAGCAACUUUUAUUAGACAACCUCUCAGGUACCAUGCAGAAAAUUUGUAAGAGUUUGAGGACAGUUUCAGGUGCCGAACUAUCAGAAAUGGAAAGCUCUCAGGAAGGGUUUGAAAAGAACAGUGUCCCAAGUUUUCCCCCCUCGUCUAAGAGAAAAUCUCCAACACCAUUUAUAAAUGAAAGCCAUGGUUCCGUCAAGAAGCUGUCGUCAAAGGCUUCUAACCUGAGAAACAAUGGAAAUGAGCCUUCUCCUAACCAGGAAAGAAAUGCACCGAAAAGACGAGCUGAGAAAUAUAGAAGUUCAUCCGAGAAGAAUGUUAGCUUGAGUGUUCUCCAACAAUACUUUUCUGGUAGUCUGAAGGAUGCUGCAAAAAGCAUUGGCGUUUGCCCGACAACUCUGAAAAGGAUAUGCAGGCAUCACGGAAUUUCAAGAUGGCCAUCCCGCAAGAUUAAUAAAGUGAAUCGUUCUUUGAAGAAAAUUCAGACUGUGCUUGACUCUGUCGAGGGAGUUGAAGGUGGGUUGAAGUUUGAUCCUUCCGUGGGGGCAUUUGUGGCAAAAGGGACAGCCAUCCAAGAAAUUGAUGAAAAUAGAAGCCUCCCUUUCCCCGAGAAAAGUACUACAGAAGACUCUGAGCCGUUUUCACAAGAUGCUGCCUCAGUGCCUCUUGCACAUUGUAGUGACGGUGAGAAUUCAGCAAAUAAGUUGGAUGAGAAAUUGAAGGAAACCAAUGCAUCUUUGAUUGAUUGCAGUGAAGAUUCAAAAUCAUUUGCAAUGGAUGAUUGUCCUGAACAAGCUUGUUUUGGUUCCGUUCUUGGAAAAGGUGAUCAGUGGGUUCUGAACAAGGGUGGUUUGAGAGAAGAAGAAAAAUGUAAACAUAAUACUAUUGGCAAGAGGACAAGUUCCUUUGUUGUUUAUGAGAUGGACACUGGUGUGGAUGGGGAUGAUGAGGCUGUUGAGAACAACAAUCCUGCUUCUUCAAGCUUGACAGGCUCGUCUAAUAGCUCUGGUUCAAUCGUACAUGACAGUUCAUCAGGUUACCAGAACCUUAAGAACCAAAAGCAGUCCAAAAGCAAAUCAAUCAUCGUCGAUAGCGGGUCAAAAAUCGUUGUGAAAGCUACUUACGGAGAAGACACCAUUCGUUUCAAGUUUGAUCCAGCCACAGGUUGUUUAAAACUAUAUGAAGAAGUUGCAUCAAGGUUCAAACUGCGAAACGGGACAUUCCAGCUCAAAUAUCUAGACGAUGAAAAAGAAUGGGUGAUGUUAGUGAACCACUCAGAUUUACAAGAGUGUUUGGAAAUAUUGAAUGAUAUGGGGACACGUAAUGCAAGGUUUCUUGUUCGCGAUACGCCUUGUACUUUUGGCAGCUCUGGUAGUAGCGUGUGCUACUUGGGAGGCAGCUCAUAGCAUAUCAGAUGAUGGAAAUGGAUGACUUAAAUGUAACAAUUUUAGUUUUUUUGCUUUGACAAGAUUUUGAUGAUAUUUUCACAAUCUUAUGGAGGGUUCUGCAUCUCGACGAGUUUGAAUUUUAGGUAUGCUAGUUGCCAAGCUUAACUAGAGUGUCCAAUAUUGUCAUUCCCGAGCGGCCUCUGGAAAUAUUCGGCUUAUGUGGGAGCACAAGCUUUGGCACAAUGAUAAGGCUGUUGUCAUGUAUACCAACAGGUCAUGGAUUCGAAUCUUGAAAACAGUCUCUUGCUUGCAGGGUAAGGCACAUUUACUCUCCAAACUCCAUUUGAUGAGAGCUUUUAGUUCUGUAUAUGUUGAACACACAGAUAGCAGCAGCAUAGGAAUUUAUAGUAGUAGUGAGAACAUGAGGUAAAUGGCUCUGCAGUGCUGUAAUGUAAUGUCAGUUUGUUGUAUAUAAUUAUCAACCGAUGAUAUAAUUAAAAUGUAGUGACAAUAUAUAUAAAAUGAGAAGUGUACAGAGUGGUUGUAUGAAUAAGAUAUGUGAUUCCUGAGUCAUGUAGUGACAACUUUAGCGAUUA
Molecule: messenger RNA, 4040 nt
Organism: Trifolium pratense (red clover)
Lineage: Eukaryota; Viridiplantae; Streptophyta; Magnoliopsida; Fabales; Fabaceae
Product: protein NLP9-like
Exons: 6
Coding region: 565-3462 (965 amino acids)
Molecular function (GO): DNA-binding transcription factor activity; protein binding
Source: RefSeq, a predicted model, not a curated record